Molecule: messenger RNA, 1050 nt
Organism: Podarcis muralis (Common wall lizard)
Lineage: Eukaryota; Metazoa; Chordata; Lepidosauria; Squamata; Lacertidae
Source: RefSeq, a predicted model, not a curated record
AACUGGAUUUUCAAUUGGUAUCUAGGGAGAGAGAGACUCCUCCACGGUUUGCACAGCCUGGAAGUUUUGAAUAUGAAUACUCUCAGCGAUGGAAGUCUUUGGAUGAAAUGGAGAAACAACAGAGAGAUCAGGUGGAGAAAAACAUGAAAGAUGCCAAGGACAAACUGGAAAGUGAAAUGGAAGAUGCAUACCAUGAGCAUCAGGCAAAUCUUUUGCGCCAAGAUCUCAUGAGGCGACAAGAAGAACUGAGGCGUAUGGAAGAACUUCACAAUCAAGAGAUGCAAAAACGCAAAGAAAUCCAGCUGAGACAGGAAGAAGAGCGCCGUAGGCGGGAGGAAGAGAUGAUGAUCCGCCAACGUGAGAUGGAAGAACAAAUGAGAAGACAGAGAGAAGAAAGUUAUAGUAGAAUGGGUUACAUGGACCCUAGGGAGAGGGACAUGAGAAUGGGAGGUACCAGCACAAUGAACAUGGGAGAUCCUUAUGGUACAGCUGCUCAGAAAUUCCCACCUUUAGGAGGUGGUACUGGCCUUGGCUAUGAAACCAGUCCUGGAGUUGGACAAGCAUCUAUGAGUGGCUCCAUGAUGGGAAGCGAUAUGCGCCCAGAGCGAUUUGGGCAGGGAGGUGCGGGGCCUGUAGGUGGCCAGGGCCCUAGAGGAAUGGGGCCUGGAACUCCAGCAGCUUAUGGGAGAGGGAGAGAAGAAUAUGAAGGCCCAAACAAAAAACCCCGAUUUUAGAUGUGACUUGUAGAUUUUCAUUCCAGUUUGUUUCGUUUGUCUUGUUUAGACACUACUUUUUUUUUUAAUUCUUGCAUUUUAGUAAGAAAGCUAUGUUUUUAUGGAUGUUAGAAACUUAAUGACCUAGAAUUUGUAAGUGGUCUGGGCAACAAAAAUAUAAUUAUGUAAUGCAGUGUUCAAAACCUAGCUUUUUUGAUGUAUAACGUCCCUACCUUGAUGGCAGUGUACGGUGUGCCAUUUGAAUUCCCAAGUGUAAACUUUUUUUACUGUGCUAAAAUAAAUAGAUUAAAUGUAGAAAUGGUUUUUAUAUCGUAAA